Messenger RNA from Didymodactylos carnosus, 2498 nucleotides. NCBI's taxonomy places the organism in Eukaryota, Metazoa, Rotifera, Eurotatoria, Philodinida, Philodinidae. The record is from the annotation of a GenBank genome assembly.
AUGGACGCAGUGGGCCUCAAUGAGAACAGAACAAGUUUCUUGCAGAAGCAGUACAGCACGCAAUUACAAACUGGGUUAUAUAGUCCAAAUUUUGGCUAUAAGGCUCCAGCUUCGUCGAUUCCAGUACUGUCGAUAGAUCCAAAAUUUGAUCCUAGCAUGCCUCGACGAAUUGUAUGGUCACCGGAACCUAUUCGAACUGAUUCAGCUUUUGAAUCUGCAAGUAAAAUAAGUUUUCUUAAAUCCGAAACAUGGAGUGAACCAAAGGAGAUCAUACCAAAUUUAAAAGGUGCUAGUAAUGUUUCAUGCUCCCCGAAUUGUAAAGCCUUGUUAAUUGGGUUGACUACUGCUCUGUUAAUUGGGGCUGCUGGUUUAGCUGCAGUUCUAGUCAUGUGGUUGAAAUCAGACAUAACCACAGCCGUUUUUACAGGUAUCGUAACAGUUUGUUAUUUUGUUGUCAAGAAACUCUUUUGACUGCACAGUACUAUGAGCACCACCACCGCUACCAUAAUCGCAAUCACAUGUUUGUUUUCCUACUAGGUCAUGAAAGAGUCAAAAAACUGUUUUUGAAAACCCGAUUUUAAUGAAGAAUUCAAAAGAUAUUUACUAAUGCCAAAGUCUGUUUUGAUUUACGAACCAGACUGUCUGUAUGAUUCGAACUUGCUAUAGGUUACCAUCGAUAGACACUGUAAACCAGUAGGCAUGCACCAGUUAAAAACCGGUUUUUUGUUCGUCUCUUCGCGAAAACUGAAUGGUGAAGAGUAUAUAUUAAACUUUUCUCACAACUGAGUUUUAUAGAGAAAACAUUUCGAGUUACAGGGAAUCUUUCCAUAUUGUCUCUUUUCCUUGCCAGCGCCUUUCUACCACAAAUCCCAUUUAUCGGUUACAUAGCCGAAACCGAUAAAUCGGACUCUUAUUAAAUAUUCUUUUUAUAAGUGCUGGAUGGAGAUGAAGAGUGCUUCUAUAGCAUAUUUUGUAGAGAAAUGUUGUCGCUACAAAACUCAGUUGUGAGAAAACUUUAAUAUGUACAAUCUAUUUGCAAAAAGCGCUGAAAAUCGAGCUUUACACCGGUGCAUGCCUAGCCAUCACCAACAGAAACGCAACUUUCACGAGAAAAGCACUUAUUUUAUUCAAAGUUGUCACAAUAAAAUAUACGAGUCUUCUACCGUGCCCUAAAUUUUCAAGAUUUUAUGGAUGUUUUGUGAUGUACCGAAAGAAAAUUCAUAUUCUGCAUCAAUUUUUAAAUAUUGGAAAAACGUCUCAUUUUACCAUCAGGUCGAGUAUAAUGAGGUUUUUCUGUGCGUAUGCGUAGAUACAACAUAAUUUUAACUGAAAUAUUGUUUUAUCAGUAAUAUAAUUGCUCUUUUUUUCAGAAAAAUGUUGAAAAGGAGGGGACAAUAUACUGAAAAAGCACAGUCGUGCACAGAGUCGAUUGCACAACUUCAAUCGUUAUGUAGAAUAUAGAUACAGAACAGUGGAUUUAGUUUUGCAGUUAACUGCAAAGCUAAGUUCAUGUAUAAGGGGCGGGACUUUACUUUUAUUUACAGGGUAAAGAAAAAAUUGGCUACUUUACAUUACUAAGAUAAAACGUAAAAAGAAAAUUUUAUUUACUUUUUUCAACGUGAUGGAAAAAUUCGGUUUACUUUACUUUCAUGGGCAAAGUAAACUUUGUUGGCAUGACAAUUAUAUGAUAUUAUUGAGAUUAAUAGAAAGUACAAAUCAUAAGCAAAUUUAUUCCAAAGUUGAUACCAUUUAAUAGAUUUUGCUCUUUUCGCCAGUUUUUAGCUUACAGUACUAUAAUGGAAUAUUUUUGCGCUUGUAUUCUGAAAGAAUAAAGUUUAUAUCAAAGAAGGAAUCUUCUAUUUCGAUUUUUACAAGAGGAGGUCGUGCGGAGGAUCUUUUACUGUGUCAACCCUUUUUACUUCAGAAAAUUAUUAUAUAGUUUCUUCCAAUUUUUUUGAAACUGUUAUCAAUCUUUAUACCAAAUUUUCAAAACGUCUGCACGGACCUUGCAAAAAUUUCAUCCUUCACAAAAUGUUACGAGUAAGAAAAACUAUAAGCUCGUUUUAAAAUUCGUUUAAUGCAGUCUAUAUCUGUUUUAAAUUUACUUUCAGCCAGCACAACGGAUACCACAACGGUUACCACAACUACAACCAGUAUGUAAUCUAUCUUGUGAAAACAAACAGGGUUCUGUAAGAACACAGCAAACAGAGAGCCAACGUUUCCUAGCCUAAGCUAAGAUAAAUCUUUCGGAAACAAAAGGUAAAAUGUUGUGAUACGAGAAAGAAUUAAGCGUCAGUUUCUGGCAGGUGAACCAAUGUUAACUUAAUACUGAAUUUUGGCCAAAAUACUGUUUGCUACCAAACUAUAUUGCGAAAAUAUUAGCUCUGGAUGCUGAUUUUCAGAGUACCUAAAGUUCCCUUUAGUGAAUCAACUUUUCGAAUAAGCUAUGAUGGCUUUUGGUACAUGUAGGUAGAAGAGUAGACGCUAUACAAAAAAAG